CGCAGUCAACGUCAAAUAGCAACGCGCGAGUGGCGGAGUGGUAGUUCUCUUCAAGGUGCAAAAAGAGGUUAGGUUCGCUUGCGGCGAUGGCGGCGAUAAAGGGCCUGGGUAGGAAUAUCCCCUACUUGAGGCAACAGGCUGCAGCUCUCCUGGGCAACACCAGCACCAGUGUCAAAUUCAUCUGCGUAGUGGUACUGUUCUCAUAUUGCUUAUCUUUUUCCGAAGAAGCGGUGCGCAUCCUGAGCGUAACGCCAGGUUACCUGCUGCCGCCGGUCUUUUGGUUCUGGACGGCCUUCACCUUCUGCUUCCUGGAGAUACACUUUUGGGAAGUAUGCGUGGACAUCGUCACCGUCGGUCUGUGUGGUAAACUAAUCGAGCCCCUGUGGGGCGCCUUCGAGAUGAUGACAUUCUUUGCCAUUGUCAACUUCGGUGUCGCAGUGCUCUCGUCGCUCUUCUAUCUGUUUCUCUACAUGUGCACCAGCAAUCCGGACCUACUCUUUAACAUACACAUACAUGGCUUGACUGGCUACAUUGCAGGAGUUGCAGUGGCAGUAAAGCAAAUAAUGCCAGAUCAUAUCUUAAUCAAGACGCCUAUUGGAAAGAUCACAAAUAGAAAUAUACCUUUAAUGGUCUGGAUUGUUGGAUUGAUAUUAUGGCUUAUUGGAUUGCUGGAAGGUACUCAUCCCACUAUGUUUCUCAGCGGAUUGUUGAUAUCAUGGAUAUAUCUGAGAUUUUAUCAAAAACAUAACAACGGUAGUCGAGGAGACAUGGCGGACAACUUUACAUUUGCAAGUUUUUUCCCAAAUGUCUUACAACCGCCAAUAGCGUUAGUAAGUAAUACUAUACAUGGAUUUUUUGUGCGUAUUGGACUUUGCCGAAAAGUAGUCAGAAGAUUCGACAUGUCCAAUACACCACCCGGCUUGGUUAUCAAUCUUCCUGGUAUUGAUCCUCACGAUAGCGAACGACGUAGGCAAAUAGCAUUAAAAGCGCUGAGCGAAAGGUUAAGCAGAGAUCAUGCGAAACCUUGGCAACCAGACAGAGCUAAGAAACACUCUCCCAUUCCUCCGGCAGUUUCCAUACCAAUACCCGACUCCGCCACACCUAAACCACUCGCGUCUCCGCUUAUUCCACAAGUCAAUGUCAAUAUACAUAAUCAUCCCACUAGUAAUACGUGAUUAUACGAGACUGACUGAUUUCAAUAGGUUUAUAAAUUAUAUUGAAAAUCUUCUCCGAAGAGUAAACAUAAGUAUGUAAGGCGGAUUUAUAAUAUGGCUAUAUUCAAUAAUGGGUCUAAAUCUUAUUUUUUUAAUCAUGUAUCUAUGGAUGAAACACGUUAUCACUGAUUUACCUCAUGCAUAAUCUACGUAUCAUAUUUACGACAUGAAUAUAUUUCAAAGAAAAUUAACAGUGCAUAUACAUAUGUACUGUAAUAAGACUCGAUUUAUUGACAGCAUUUAUGUGUAUACACUGAUAAAUAUUAUUUAUAUAUGAAUAUUUUGUGUAAAAAAACCUAUAUACACUCAAUUGUUCACAUUUCUGAAAAUUGGAAAGAAAACUCCAAUGUCAUUCUAAGUUGCUAGCUGUUCUUAUAUAAGUAUGAAAUGCAAGUUUUAACUUUUUGUCAUUUCCAUGCUCUGAGAGGUGAUAUUCAAUACAAUACACAAAAUACUCCUUUAACAUAACAAUCAUCUAAGUAGAAGAAAUAUACUGCCAUUUAAAAAGAAAUCAAAUUAUCUAAUAAACAGAAAUGUCAUAAUUUUUUUAUAUUAUAGUCGACAAAUUUUUCGUGAAUUAAAAUAUCACUGCUAUCGCGCUUUGUACAACAAAUUAUCAAAUUUCACAUAAUACUCCUUAUUGAUUAUCAUGCCAUAUUAAUGCCGAUUUAAAGAAUAUAAUCUUUAGAAAAUUUUAAAGAACAUAAAAAACAAAAAUAACUUGCAUCUUACGAUGCUAUUUUCCAAGAAACGAAACAGUGUUCUCACUAAGUUAUGUAAAAAUCAAUGAAUGAAUGACAUAAACACAUUUUAAUAUCUCCAUAAAAAAACCUCAUAGAUUUACUUACAAUGCUAUACGAUGCAUUGUUCUAUCAAAAAGUCCGAUGACGUUUUAAUAAUAACAUAUAACAAAUAGAUGCUUUCAGUGCAAUAUAUGCAAAACGAUAUGAUUCUGUCAGAAAAAAUUUUGCAGAAAGUGAACAGAGAUUUAAUGUCUUAUUUCAUAAUGAAUUUUGUAUCAUUAAAAAUACAUUUAGAAUACUUGCUGUGAAUUUGCACGUGUACAUGUUGAAGUCAGAUAGUUUCUAUAAAGAUGCAGAAAGUUCUACUUUUACAUUUCAAUCUAAACAUAUAUAUUUUUUCAACAAAAUGUUCUAAAUUAUUAUAAUCGAUAUAAUAUAUAACAUUCUCAUUUAUCACAAGUUCUAUUUUUAUUGGAAUCUCUAACUUUAGUUAUAUAUCAAGACGUAUAAAAAUUUCAGUUUUAAAUAGUAAUUCUCUCCUAUAUAAUUUCAUUUCGUAUACAAUCGCUUAUUUCAUAUAAGUGUAUAUUUCAUGUUAUAAAAAAGCAUAAUAUAUUUUUCAUUCAUUCAUAGAUACAUUCGUAUAUACAUAAACGGAAGUGCGUGGGAAAGAUAGUUUAAUAAUUAUAACUAUAACGAAUAAUGAAAUGAAAUGAAAUGUAUAUAAUUCCACGAUAUGCAGCGAGUUUGUAAAUAUAAUAAAGAUUGAUGUAUUAAAACGUAAAGGGAACAAGAUAUUAAAAAGGGGGCAGUGAUUAUAGCGAUAUAUAUAUAUAUAUAUAUAUAUUUAAUGGAACGAAAUUAAGAACUAUUUUUAUGUAUGGUGUAAUAAAAUUUUGAAAGUAGAACGCGAGUAAGAACGCGAAUGCGUGUUCUGAGUAAUUUUGACCUUCUAUUUAUGCAGUAUGAUUGAUAAAUCUUUUAAGUACUUUUAUUACGAGUAUUUAGUCAAUUAAUAUUUAUUACUGUAAAUACUGAAAAAUGGAAGGCCAAAAUUAUUUGAAUAAAUGGAGACGAAUGCUUGCUGAAUUCACACGAAGCAUGUUUUAAGAAUCUAAUGUAUAAUAAUAAUAAUUAUAUAUAUGUACAUGUUAUAUAUAUAUCAUUAGUUUUGUACAUAAGUUACAACCGUUACAAUCUGUACAAUAUUAAAUUCUACCGACAAAAUA
Molecule: messenger RNA, 3186 nt
Organism: Linepithema humile (Argentine ant)
Lineage: Eukaryota; Metazoa; Arthropoda; Insecta; Hymenoptera; Formicidae
Product: transmembrane protein 115
Biological process (GO): retrograde vesicle-mediated transport, Golgi to endoplasmic reticulum
Cellular component (GO): Golgi apparatus; membrane
Source: RefSeq, a predicted model, not a curated record